Molecule: messenger RNA, 3158 nt
Organism: Dermochelys coriacea (leatherback sea turtle)
Lineage: Eukaryota; Metazoa; Chordata; Testudines; Dermochelyidae
Gene: MAPKAPK2
Product: MAPK activated protein kinase 2
Exons: 11
Coding region: 239-1417 (392 amino acids)
Biological process (GO): peptidyl-serine phosphorylation; vascular endothelial growth factor receptor signaling pathway; cellular response to vascular endothelial growth factor stimulus
Cellular component (GO): cytoplasm; nucleus
Molecular function (GO): calcium/calmodulin-dependent protein kinase activity; ATP binding; calcium-dependent protein serine/threonine kinase activity
Source: RefSeq, a predicted model, not a curated record
GGGGCAGCAGCGUCUCCCCUUCGGAGACCCGGGGUGGGGUGAGCAGCCUCCCUGAGGGCUCCGAGCCUUCCCCAGGAGAAGAGGCGAUUGUUUCCUCUCUCCCUCCCCCCCCCCCCUUUCCAAGCUCUGGGGGAUUCAGUUCCCCUCCGCUUGUUGAGAUCAAACUUCCCACUGUGGGGGGAGGAGGGGACUCGGAGCAAAGGGAAGGAGCCGCUGUGGCUGCCCCGGCGUGGCGACAAUGCUGUCCAACUCUCCGAACCCGAAUCCGCAGGUGCUGUUCCCCACCCCCCCUCCUCCGCCCCCACCGCCCCCCCAGCAGCACCCCCCGAUCCAGCAACAGUUCCCCCAGUUUAACGUGAAAUCAGGCCUCCAGAUCAAGAAAAAUGCCAUCACGGAUGAUUACAAGGUCACCACGCAAGUGCUGGGGCUGGGUAUCAACGGGAAAGUUUUGGAAAUCUUUAACAAGAAGACUGGGGAGAAAUUUGCUCUGAAGAUGCUGCAGGACUGCCCCAAAGCCCGCAGGGAAGUCGAACUCCACUGGAGGGCAUCGCAGUGUGCCCACAUCGUAAAGAUCAUUGAUGUCUAUGAAAACCUGUACCAGGGGAAGAAGUGCCUGCUUAUAGUCAUGGAGUGCUUGGAUGGUGGGGAGCUCUUCAGUCGAAUUCAAGAUAGGGGAGACCAGGCCUUCACAGAACGGGAGGCUUCAGAAAUAAUGAAGAGCAUCGGAGAAGCCAUCCAGUACUUGCACUCAAUUAACAUAGCGCACCGGGAUGUUAAGCCAGAAAACCUCUUGUACACCUCAAAAAGGCCCAACACUGUACUGAAACUCACUGACUUUGGUUUUGCUAAAGAAACCACCACCCACAACUCCCUGGCCACACCGUGCUACACACCUUAUUAUGUGGCCCCGGAGGUGCUGGGCCCGGAGAAGUACGACAAGUCUUGUGACAUGUGGUCCCUGGGCGUCAUCAUGUACAUUUUGCUGUGUGGGUAUCCCCCUUUCUAUUCCAACCAUGGUCUGGCCAUUUCUCCAGGCAUGAAAAAACGGAUCCGAAUGGGCCAAUAUGAAUUUCCCAACCCUGAGUGGUCAGAAGUGUCUGAAGAAGUUAAACAGUUGAUCCGGAACCUGCUGAAGACAGAUCCGACCCAGCGCAUGACAAUAACGGAGUUCAUGAACCACCCCUGGAUCAUGCAAUCGAUGCAGGUGCCCCAGACGCCGCUGCACACUAGCCGAGUCUUGAAAGAAGAGAAAGACUUGUGGGAGGACGUCAAGGAGGAAAUGACAAGUGCCUUGGCCACCAUGAGAGUAGAUUACGAACAAAUUAAGAUAAAGAAAAUCGAAGACUCCUCCAACCCUUUGCUUAUGAAGAGACGAAAGAAAGCAAACCCCUCUGAGCCGACAGCACUCCCCCACUGAGGGCCCCCUCUGAGCCCUGCCUGACCGUCGAGAAAACAAUAGUAUAUAUAAAUAUUUUUUAAAACUACUGUAAAGCUGAAACCCAGACAGUAUGUUCCCCGUGUGAAGCGCUGGCUAGAGACGAAGGCUUCUGGCUUUUUUGCCUAGUGCUGAUGGAUUAGCCCCUCAGGUGAGCCUCUGUAAACACAGGCUGAAGCAAAGAGGCUCAGAGAUAGGAAUAUACUUAGUCCCUUCCAUGCUCCUUUUCUUAACCAUUUCCCUUCAGGGACUGGUGGUUUGGGGGGUGGGGGUGGUCUUGGGUGUGCCUGUGGAUCUGGAGCACCUUUUCAGGCCUGGAAAAUUUCUUUUUAAAGGUCUCGUGGCACAAAUCCCCACUAAACAGAAAGCCUUGGCUCUAAUGGUGCAUGCACAGGGUUAUUUUCAAGUACCAUUGUGCGUGUUUGUUUGGGCUGUGUGUAUGUAUACAUCUGGGGGGCAUGUCGUUAGUAUGUGAGCACAUGCACGCACGGGGGUGUUCUUUCUGGAUGAAUAUGUGGGGGUCUGUAACAUGCCUGGAAUUCAGUUCUAAUCUCAGAGGGCUUUGUGGGGGAGGGAUGCUGAUGCCUCUAACAAAUUCCCUACAGCCACCCCAACCUUCGUGCCAUUAGACCAGAAGCACCUAAUGCAGAUGCCCCAUUGUCCAGUUUUCAUGACUGUCCCAUGCUGUUAGGGCCGAACCCUUUGCAGGGUCCUGCCCUGUCUUUCUCUGGGCUCCUGUGCCCUUGGCUCGCUGUGCUGAGCACAGCAGUCCAGAAUUACCACAUAGCAUCAAACUGCACCUCUUCAAAACUUGCAGUGGAGGUGAAAGCAGACAUGGACGAGCCCCCCUGCAAGUCUGUCUCUCCUCAGGGGGCCGCAGCACUUACCGUUGAGCCUGUGGGAGGCUGAGCCCUUUCACUCACCCCAACUAACCUAUUCCUGCCCCACUUCAAUGUGGGAAACACAGUUACCCCGCAUCGGGGAAGCAGGAGUCAAAUGGGACACUUCCCACCCCGCUUCUGAGCCAUCUGGCUAGUGACUGCUGUGGAUUUCAGUGCUUGCAGUGCUGCGGCAUUUCCUUAAUUCUUCGGCUGUUACUUCCCCCCGUGGCAAGAAGCCAGUAUGGGAAGAAGCCGGUCAAGCUUCCACCAAAAAAACCAGCUGACUCAGGCAUGGAUGGGAGAAAUGGGGAAUGUAUCUAAAAGAUCAGUCGGGCUUUAGUCUUGUUCAGAACUUCAGCUGGGAUUUGAGCACUGACCCCUUCCCUUCCUUCUCUGCCAGGCACCCCGGGCUCACGGUGAGCUCCCCUCUUGAAUCCCCUCCUUGUUUGGCCACAUGCUACCAAAGGGGAAGGCAGUCCCUGACUUCAUCUACGCCCCCACCACCUCUCCGCUCCUGGUGGUGUUUGGUGUUUGCAACGGUCUCUACUCCUGGGAGCAGAAUAGCUACCCUGAAGUCUUUAGUCUGAUUUCUCUUCCUCCCUCCUCCCCCCGCCCUCUUGUCACAUUGUUUCACUGCGUUUUAAUGUGUUCAAAGAAAAAACAUUUUUUAUGGAAAUGUUUAGUUUUUAGGUGACAUUUUAGGCACUGUAUGGAAUUUGAAUUUGUUUUAAAGACAAGUUUUUUUUAAUUUUAUUUUAUUUUAUUUUAUUUUUGUCUGUUGGCUUAUACUAAUCCUUCUGGUCUGCUUUUCCCUCUUUCGGAUUAAAGACACUUCAUGCGUC